Molecule: messenger RNA, 3783 nt
Organism: Erpetoichthys calabaricus (reedfish)
Lineage: Eukaryota; Metazoa; Chordata; Cladistia; Polypteriformes; Polypteridae
Gene: zfand3
Product: zinc finger, AN1-type domain 3
Exons: 6
Coding region: 266-955 (229 amino acids)
Molecular function (GO): zinc ion binding; DNA binding
Source: RefSeq, a predicted model, not a curated record
UAUCCAGCUGAUCGGCCUGGAAUCCCGUAUAGGAUCCUUGGACUUUCUGCGGCCACUUCACUAUCGUUUUUGCAUGAUUUUAUUGUUUAUAAAUAUAUGACUCGAAUGACUUGGAUAAUUUUUGAACCUUGUUUUUCCAGAUAAACAAGUAGUCUUUGGGUUGUUUCUUUUUAUCUCUCCUACGUUCUUCUGUAACCCCCCCUGCCUGUCUCUAGGCCUUGUGGAAAUCCUGGGACUUGCUUAUUCGUCGUCGCCGACUACAGCCAUGGGAGACACGGGCAGCGAGCGCAGCAAACCACCUAGUUUGCCGCCCCGGUGCCCUUGCGGAUUCUGGGGGUCCAGUAAGACUAGAAAUCUCUGUUCUAAGUGCUUUGCUGACUCUCAGAAGAAGCAGCCAGAUGAUGACUCUGCUUUUGGCCCAGCCACCAGCACCAGUCCCUCGGAUGUCUUCACAAAUGACACUAAUAGUAACAGCAGUAGUAGCAUCUGUCCUUCAUUUUCAUUGCAAAACGUUAGCACCCAGCCUCACACAUCUGAAACAAAUGUAGCAUCUUCAAGCCAAGAGGAAUGUGUUCCUUGCACAGACACAGCUCAUGGUACAUUGUCAGUGCCCUCAAAACGGCCUUGUGAAUCAGGUUCAACGUCUGAAAAUGAAGAGUCUCCAGGAAAACGCCCUCGACUGGAAGAUGAUGUUACUGAGGAAAAUCGUGGUGGAUCAAAGCAGCGGAACCGCCGGCGUUGUUAUCGUUGUCAAACUAAACUUGAGUUGGUGCAACAAGAGUUGGGCUCUUGCCGUUGUGGUUAUGUCUUCUGCAUGCUGCACCGCCUCCCUGAGCAGCAUGACUGUCUCUUUGACCACUUGGGCCGUGGACGAGAGGAAGCCAUCCUGAAGAUGGUGAAACUGGACCGCAAGGUGGGGAGGUCAUGCCAGCGAAUUGGUGAAGAGUGCUCCUGAGCAGCUUUACUUAGGCUCUGUCUUUUAGAUCGAAUCAACUAGCCUUAUCUAAACAAACAAACAACACAACAUGGCCCCUAUACCUGAGCUAGCCAGUAUGCAGACUUUACACCCCGGCUUCCUCACUUCACUUCUCAGGAAUGUUAACAGCACGUCCCUACUGGCCAAUCUUUUUCUCAUUGCAGACUUAUUAUGGUCUGGGCCCUCCACUGUCUUUAAUUUUUUUUUUAAUUAUUAUUAUUAUUAUUAUUAUUAUUAUUAAUUUUACCCCUUUCAGAUUCUUUGCUUGGACUGAUAGGGUCAGAGUCAUAAUAUGAACACCGAAGGAAAACUGAUAUUCCUAGCCAAGUGGACUCAACAUGUGUCAUUUCUGGCCCACAUUUAUUGCAUGCAGAUCAACAGCUCUUUCAGCUUCAACGAUCUUGGAUAGUUUGUAGCAGUCUUACUUCAUUAAAACUUUUGCACAGCAACAGGACUGGGGAAACCUGGGAAUUCAAAGGCAUUAACAUUGGCACCAAGGACCCACGCUGAGAACAAUGCCACGAUGACCUUUUCUGCCUGGCUCUAACAUGGCUAUCAUGUGUCAGAAAAGCUUGAUACAUCAGUAAUAGCCAAAUGUGGUUGGGAUUGUUUUUUAGCCCUAACUGAUUUGGAUCUUUUUAUCUGUUGUCUGACCUGAUUUUCUUGUAGUACAAAGCUUGGCUAUGCUUGUUCCAUGGCUGGAACGUUUAAAUAUAAAGCCAAUUAGACCAGCUGACUGUAUAAUUGUGUGUUCUGUUGGCUAGACCUGUUACUAACUGGCUAAGUAAUAUUGUCAUAUGGUGUGAUUUCUUACUGAAUAUUUUUGUAUAAGAAUAAUUAUAUUACCAGUUAAAAAAACAAGUUAAAUUCACCUUUAAAUUCACAGAUUAGAUUUGAAGAUCACAAAAUUCUGUCAAGUUACACACCACACAUGAAAAAACAUACAUUUGUGGCUUUUCCUUUGAAUCCUUAGCACUUCCAACAACUAAUAGCUAAUUUGGAACAAGCAAUACCUGUUCCUGACACUGCAUAAUAGUUAACCUUCAGCUUUUUCAAGUCAGUAAAUGUUCUAUUUCCAAAAUAGUUAUGAGAGUUUAAAGUAGACAUUUAAAUAUAUGUCCUUGUGAGGAAGCACUUUCCCACACUUCACAGCAAAAUAAGCUUUAGUUAUUACUUGAAGUUGUUUUCAGAGGGAAUAAAAUAUACUGGUUUCAGUUAAACAUUAGUAGUGUCUAUAAGAGUGCAUCAUAUGCUACAUGAAAAUGUCACUGUCUCUCGUAAAUUAGAAUUUCACGGUUUGUUUUAUACAUGCAAUAUUUCCUAACUAUAAAAUGCAGAGUAUUUGUAAGGUAGAAUUUUUUUAGUAUAGCAUUUUUUUUAGCCUACAUUGUCAAGUAUUCUGCUUUCCCAACCAUUAUUACCUUAUAAACAGAGCAAGAUAGAGGCUGGGCUCUGCAGAACAGGUUGAUUUAAUAGGUUUUGUAAGCACCAGACCUGAUUCUCUUCUUCUCUGCUUUACCAUAAUGGAAUCAGAUAUAGACAAUCAUUCAGAUCUUCAUAGUAAUCACAAAUGUUCACCCACAGACAUUGAUCUUUUAGCAUAAUAAAUAAGUUACAGUGCAGUAUUUCUAAAGAGUAUGUUAGAUUUCACAUGUAAACAGAACUGAAGAACUUUCUAAUUUUGCAACAUUUGUAAGGUUGUGACACAUAAAGGUUAAAAGAUUAAAAAGGCAACAAAGAAAACAGGAGUUAAUCUUACUAAUUUCCAUGUGCUUUGGUAAUUUGAUUUUCUAGUUUUUCUAGAUUUUGAAGCUAUAAAAUGCCAAUGCUUUUAUCCUUGCCCAAACUGAAGAGAAAUAUUCCUUUCAUGCAAGUUGUCAGGCAACAAAAUAUCUGUGCAGUUGAGGGGCUGCUGGAGUCUUAGGAUCUGUGGUCUUUUUACUGAAUUACCCUUACAGGCAAACAAUAUGGGAAUAUCAUUAGGAAUGGCAACAUGUAAUCGGUUUGAGCAACAGAGCAACAGCAAGCAGCUGGGGUCUGAAAUUGGCUUAACUUAAGGUGUUUUAACAUCACAUUCUGUGGAAGCCAUUACAUUUAUGGAGUCUUCAAAAUGACAGGAAGAAAGGUCAUGCGUUGGUUUGAAAGAGUCAACUAGACAUUUAAGUAGUUAAGUAACAAUGCCUGUGGCAUUUAUAGGAGACUCUUAAUCUCCUCCAUGUGGGACUACAAUGUGGGGAGUUGGACUGUUCAAGAUCAGUGCUUCCUGACAGUAACACCCAGGUGAACCUGAAAAAACAGAAAUGAAGCUCAACUGGUCACUUUAAGGGUUCACUUUCCAAAGAAAACAACAAAACUGUACAUUUGAGAGUCCCAGUUAAUUUUUUUUUUCUCCUCUUUGCAUUGCUAAAGCCACCUUGUAAUGCUCUGCACAAAAAUUCCAUAGCUUUUCCAGAGGAAGUAUCCCUGGCGGGCUAUGCCGAAAUUUCCAAGCAAGUUAUCAAGGAUUUACGAUCAUCACAUGAGAUAUGCAAAGCAAGUGCUGGGUCUCUUCCAAACCUGGCAAAGGAACUGGUGUUGACUUUAAGGGUGCAUUUAUUUUAAGGAGUUGUUCUCUGUCAUGUUUAAAGUAAAGUAUCAUUUGUAUCCUGAAAUGAAUCCUUAUUUAACCCUUUGUGCUAUCAGAUUUACUUACAUACUUAGCAUAGAGCUUAAUUUUAGUUAACCAUUGUAAAAACAAACAAAAAAUCUGUAUCUGUUCUUUUCUUUCCCUAUUACUGAAAGAAAUAAAUUCAAUUAGGUGAAAGUUA